AUGGGGGACCUCAGCGCGCCGAUCAACUCUGAGCGCCAGCAGGACACGUCUCGCAGCCGCUCGCGCUGGUGGUCGCGGCCGGCGCGCGCCACCGUCGAACCGCUAGUCGCCUCUCCUGACGCGGCCUCUGACGAUGGUUCGGCCGCCGCUGGCAAAGCGGUCCGGCCUGGCCUCACGGUGGGCAAGGUGUUUGCGCUCUCCUCGCAGGAGAGGCCGGUGCUGCUGCUCGCCGUGCUCCUCCGCCUCGGCUCCGAAGGCUGCUCAUUUGCGAGCCCGCUCAUCCUCGCCACAGCGUACGACGCGGUGGUGGAGUCGUACGGCCACGAGGAGCGGGGCGACGCGACGCGGGAGGUCAUCCUCCGCACCUUCACGUGGGUGCUUGCGCUGCACGUGGCCGGCCAGGCACUCGGUUUCCUCUCCGGCUUCGCGACCGGUCUCUCGGGCGAGCGCGUCGUCUCGCGGCUGCGGCGGCGGCUGUACGAGCACCUGCUGCGGCAAGAGAUGGGCUUCUUCGACGCGCAGAAGAGCGGGGACCUGGCCACGACGUCGUCGCUCAACGACUUCUUCAUCGGCAUUGUCAAGGUCGUCGGCGGGGUCACGCUCAUGUUCAUAGUGAGCUGGCAGAUGACGCUGAUCGCCUUCCUCUCGCUACUUGGCUGGCUCGUGCUGGUCUGCUUGCCCGGGAUGAGGCUCGUGUCCCGCCUCACCAAGCAGUACCAGGCUGCGCUCGCCCGCGCGUCGGUCGCGUCGACUGAGUCGCUCGGCAUGAUGCGCACCGUCCGCUGCUUUGCGGC
Molecule: messenger RNA, 794 nt
Organism: Emiliania huxleyi CCMP1516
Lineage: Eukaryota; Haptophyta; Isochrysidales; Noelaerhabdaceae
Exons: 5
Biological process (GO): transmembrane transport
Cellular component (GO): membrane
Molecular function (GO): ABC-type oligopeptide transporter activity; ATP binding
Source: RefSeq, a predicted model, not a curated record